Molecule: messenger RNA, 3902 nt
Organism: Styela clava
Lineage: Eukaryota; Metazoa; Chordata; Ascidiacea; Stolidobranchia; Styelidae
Product: myocyte-specific enhancer factor 2C-like
Biological process (GO): cell differentiation; positive regulation of transcription by RNA polymerase II
Molecular function (GO): DNA-binding transcription factor activity, RNA polymerase II-specific; protein dimerization activity; histone deacetylase binding
Source: RefSeq, a predicted model, not a curated record
GACAGUAGAUAGAUUACUAAAAAUAGACUUUCACAAGGAAGAUCGCUGAUUUAUAAUUUUCGUCUGAUGCCAAAAAGUGAAAGUUUCGUCUUCUCGUCGUCAAAUCAGGGCUAUCGGAUUGAAUUUGAAACAAGACAAUUUUCUUACCAAGUGUAUUUUGAUCGUCAAAUUGUAACACAAUGGGAAGAAAAAAGAUACAGAUCUCCCGUAUCGGAGACGAAAGGAAUCGUCAGGUGACGUUCACGAAAAGAAAAUUUGGGUUGAUGAAGAAAGCAUACGAGUUAUCUGUACUUUGUGAUUGUGAGAUUGCCCUUAUUAUUUUCAACAGCUCGAAUAAGUUAUUUCAAUAUGCCAGCACUGAUAUGGACAAAGUACUUCUUAAAUACACUGAAUAUAAUGAACCACACGAAAGCCGAACCAACGCUGAUAUUAUCGAGAUGCUGAACAAGAAAGAAAACAAGAAUUGUGAUAGUCCAGAUCCAGAAUCAACAGGUUAUAUGUUGACUCCAAAUACACUGAAACGUUACGAAACAAUCAACCAGGAAUUUGAUGACAUGAUGAAGAGUGUGCGUCCACAACAAACAAUACCAUCACACCACAUACAUGGAGCGGGAGGAGAUUUCAUUCCCAUGCCUGUCACUGUCCCAGUGUCCAGUCAGGUUGGACUAGGAGGUAACUAUGGACAUAUGCACCACUUGAUUCAGCACCCAGACCCGAACUUGUUGCACCCACCGCACCCUCAUCAUGGACGUCACAGUACAAGCCCACUGCCGCGGAGCCCGCUUGCAAGUCCGAGCCGAUCUCCAUCUGGUGGAAUGUAUGGGUCUGACAUGAGUGUUAUGUCUGAUGCUUCCUCGCCGGCAGGACCCAACAACGGCUACAGCAGUAUACAACGAACCUCUCCUUCUAUAGUACAUAUGGACCGUACAUCCCCGAUGCCUCAAAAACAAAUAGGGUCAAUACCGAAGCAGCAACAAUCACCACGACAACCAUCACCAACUAGGAAAACAGGACCAUUACAUCUCAGUAUACCAGCAUCAAGAAGUGGAAUGGAAGGAAUAGAUAACCAGCAAUUGUCCACACCCAUUGUUAGUCUAGCAACACCCAGCGUUCAACCUGGUAAUAUGUAUCAGCACACCUAUAAUCCUAAUGAAUAUAUGAUACAUGGCGGUGAAGGGUUCGCAGGAUUUAGCACACCAAAUUUACUUGCCAACAUGCAACAACAUUGGCCACAUCAUCACUCAGCAAUUGCAGUUACAAGUUCUCAACUACAACAUCCAUCAAGAAUCGAGGAUCCAAACAUGAGUGGAAUGCAUCAUGGGUCAGGAAAUGUUCAUUCUUUUAAUAUAAAAAGAGAACCAGCCUCUCCUCCUGACAAAGGAAAUCCAGAGGUUGGAAUGAGAAGACCUCCACCUAACAGGUCACCAAUGGAAAUCAUGGGUUCAUAUGGAGUUGCAGAUGAUGGUGGAGGAAUGAUGCUUGAAAACGGUGAAACAUCACAAAAACGGCAGAGACUCGACCCAAAUCCUGGGCAAGGUACGGCAGAGUGGGCGACUUGAUACUCACUCUUACUGUCAUUGUGACAACUAAUGAACGUUAUGACAUGAGGUUCUUUUAUGGAUCUCACCACUUCCGGCCGCUUGUCGCCCGAAACAAAAACAAGGACACUCAGAGGGUGGAUGAAAUUGUCGUUGGGCCACUCUGAGAUAGUACCACGCCGAUUUCUGCCAACAUUGUAGUUCCAUUUUUGUGAUUUGUUUGAAAAAUAAGGUGAACUUUUUGUGACUUGUCGAUAGUGUAAAAUGUCUUGAUUGAUUAGAAAAUAGCAACUAUGCCGCGCUAGAUGUUUGAUAUUUUCUAACACUUCUGGGGUGAAGGCUUCAGUUGUUGGAUUUCAUUGUGGAUGGUUUGAGCUAUCAUACCGAGAUAUAAUUUUCAUUGAUCUCAGCUUAUUUCUUGUGCUUUCAGUCAUCAAUAACAAAGGUAUGUCAAUCUCCAAACAGAUUAUUAUUAUUUUAUAACUCUUCUUUGCAGUUCAUUUUCACCUUAAAUUCUCUGCCUCCAUUACCCAGCAAAAUUUUGAUUUAUGCCAAAAAUUGUUUACCAGGUAUUAUCAUAUAAAGAAGGUUAAAUUUCCAAAAAAAAUGUUCUAUUUUAUAUACAACUUUUGCAAAGCUCACACAUGAAUAUUUGUAUAAUGAAUCAUGAAGAAUAUAUUUCAAAUAGGUCUAUGACUUGCAAACUUUGUUUUACUAAUUUAUGAAAUAUGAUCAUUUUUCUUUCUCUGCACUAACUUUUUAAGCAGUUGUAUUUGCAAUGUUCAUCUUUCUUAAUUUACUUAUUAUCUAUUUUCUUUUGGCGGUUUCAACCACCAAAGAGCAGAUUUUGCACCUCAACCAUAGGCAACCAACCUGUCCAUGGUUUUUAUUACAAAGUAGGGGCGAGAUAGUUAUAGAAAGGAAAAAAACAAUGACGUAGAUUAGCAUUCCCAAUGAAUGUAUAUGACACAAUAUAUUGAUAUUUGUUUGAACAUCUUUAUAGAUUUUGAAAUCUUCCUUCUAUUUUUCGAUCUGACAAUAUUCAAAGUUGUUCUCUUAGAAAGCAAAUAAACAUUUAUCCUUUCAUAUUUUUACUGUCGACAAAAUCGAUUUUUUCUUAAAGCCAAAACAAUAAUUGGUUGUCACUUGUCAAUAUUUAUCAAAAAAUUGAUAGUAUAUUUCUAUCAACAUUUUUGGGCGUCCGGUAGUUACUAUUUAAGUCUUUUGUUAUCUGUUUUCUGCCACAGGUCUAAACAGUGAAAAAAAUAAUUAAUUUGAAAUGUUGAACUCUUUGCUCAAAAUUGUUAUGUAUCUUUGAACUACACCAGACAUCUCCUAGUUUCUAAGUAUUAAACUCCGCAGCAAAAAUUACCAGUUUUGGUAUAUUUGGUCGAUUGAACUCUCUCAAUAUCUUUCCAUCUGUUGUAUCAAAGAUUUUUUUCUCUUUAUGAUAAUGUCCAUACUAGCUUUUGGCAACUGUUUAUUCCGUAAUGCGUUCAAUGCGUUCAGCCCCAAACCAAUUGCCAAUAUGGUUCAACUACAAAACUACUAUAUAGUUAUUUGCCAAACACUGUAUCAUCACUAUUAGAGUUCAACUUGAAAAACUGGCAAAAAUAAACUUGGGAACCUUUUAAACUACUGGACCGGAUGAAGUUUUAAUAUUUGCCCGAACUGCCUAAAAGAAGUUCUCAUUUAGUUUUACUAAGGCUCUAAUAUUUUGAUAUUGGUAUUUUUUCUACAGAUUACAAUAUUUUGUGUCUUAUCAGCAACAAAAGUUCUUGCAAAAAUAUAAAAUGUUGAUUCUAAGAAUCUAUUUUUCAGCAAAAAAUUUUUGAAUGAUCAUUGUAUUUUUUGCGAACUAAUGCUGAGUUUUAUUUUUGUACUUGUCCCUUCAACUGCCUGAUUAUGUUUUUCUGAAAAAAUUUUGUUCUCAAAACUGAAAUUCUCAAUGAAAAUUAUGAUAUGAUAUGACUAAUGAUACAGGUACAGCUGAAUAAAAAAACGUUUUUUUUUAUUAGAAACAUUUCAAUAAGUAGGUGCUGCAAUAGCACAAAUUUCAUAAACCGGUUUUCAUUUUCAUAAGAUGAUAUUUUUUGUGUAAUAGUGGAGGGAACUCUCUGUAACUAUGUUCAAAUCACCACAGUUUUAUUACCUAUCUGGCGAUAAAAUAGGCUCACAUUAUGUCUGAUUUUUAGAUCAUUCACUGAACAUAACCGGCCAAGUCAUUUUUUUUAAAGGUAUUUUUUUUUAUUUAAUAUGACUUUUCGUUUCAAACAUUUUUAUCCGCGGAUUGCCUCCCAUGUUUUUAUUCGAAGUGAACGAUGUAAAAAAAAUUUUCUUUGUCCUUUGCGACUGUAAUAUCAA